Molecule: messenger RNA, 2762 nt
Organism: Monomorium pharaonis (pharaoh ant)
Lineage: Eukaryota; Metazoa; Arthropoda; Insecta; Hymenoptera; Formicidae
Product: nucleolar complex protein 2 homolog
Exons: 13
Coding region: 191-2179 (662 amino acids)
Biological process (GO): negative regulation of transcription by RNA polymerase II; ribosomal large subunit biogenesis
Cellular component (GO): Noc2p-Noc3p complex; nucleolus; nucleoplasm
Molecular function (GO): histone binding; transcription corepressor activity
Source: RefSeq, a predicted model, not a curated record
CCAUUUCCGGUUGUGGCCCCUGGUCAAGUACAGUCAAGUGCGGUCGCGGUGGUGUGGCGGUGACUGGCCUCGGGCUUCUCUGUUCACAAAUUGUAAAAUAAAUUUAUAAACGUGUACAUUUAAUAUUUAUAAAUAAAUAUAAUAAAGAUUACAGAUUGUCUGAGUGUCAUAAAAAUAUAUUAUCUUAAUAAUGAAAAUAAAAAAAAUGAGUCAAAGACCUUUCAAGUUACCCGAAGGAAAGACAGCAGUUAUUAAAACAAAACAAAGAGCUCCGAAUAAAGUAAUGACAGAAAAGUUUCUUGAACAAGGAAUUAAAUUAACAAUUACUAAAAAAAAGAAAGAUAAUCUGAGCAAAGUAAUUACUGAAGAGUUUUUUGAACAUGAUUUAGAAAAUGAUACAGAUAAUAAUGCAUAUGAUGGUGAUGAAAUAGAUAAAAACACAGAUGAUGAAGACGCAGAGUUUAAUAGCAGUAGUGAGAGUAAUUUAGAGCCCGAAGAAUCCAAAAGAUUUAGAUCAUUAAUGAAAUUACAAGAUUAUGAUUUUUAUGAAGCAGAUGACAAAGAAGAUAACUCAUCAGUAAAUUCAGAUGAUAUGUACACUUCUAAUGAAAAUUUAAAGGUUGCUAAUGCCGAUAGUGAUUUUCAAUUAGAAGCUGAAAGUCAUCCUAAUAUCACUAUGAAACUACUGAAAACUUGGCAACAAGAAAUACAAAGAGACACAUCAAUUAUUACUAUUAAAUAUGCUGUAGAGGCCUUCCAUGCAGCUUUGAAUAGUAUGGCAAUAUCAUCAGUUGCAACCACGCAAUACAAAGUAGGAGGAAAUGCAAGAAAUAGGCUAGUAAUAUACGGAUUAUUUAAUGGCGUGAUGGAACUAUGUAUAACGUAUUUGCCCGAUGCAUUUAGACGGUUAUUAAAAUUGGAUGCCGAAUCACGAGAAGCACAUAAAUCUAAAAAUGUUGAAAAAAUACAAAAAGUUUUGAAAUUGUAUCUGUCAGACUUAAUUAAUCUAUUGCAUAAGGUUGCAUUGUCCAACGGUGCUGUUCUCAUAGUACUUUUAAAGCACCUUCAUCAAAUGUUGCCUUAUAUCCAGCCGUUUUCGUCUUUAACUAAAUCGCUAUUAGAAAUUUUGUUAAAGCUAUGGUCAACUGCAGACGAAACUGUUCGUGUCAUAGCCUUUUUAAAUAUCUUACAUUUUGCAACUAGUAAAGAAUUUGUACUCGAAGAACUAUUAGAGACUAUGUACGAAAAAUACGUUCAGAAUACGAAAUUAGUUUCACUUGACACAUUACCAGGAAUAAAUUUUAUGAGGCGAUCUUUAGUCGAGAUUUAUCUGCUUGAUCAUAAUACUUCGUACAAACAUGCUUUUCUACAUAUUAGACAAUUGGCGAUUAAUUUAAGAAACACUAUAACGUUAAAAAACAAGGAAAACUUUCAAGCUGUGUAUAAUUGGCAAUAUGUAAAUUCUUUACGCCUUUGGACAGAACUGAUGAACAAGACAAAAGAUAAAUCAGUAUUACGAUCGCUAUUGUAUCCGUUAGUUCAGAUUAUUAUUAGAACAAUAAAAAUUAACCCAUCCGCGCUAUAUUAUCCAUUGCGAUUUCAUUGUUUAGAAAUGUUGAUAACUAUUUCUAAGGAAACUGGAACGUUCAUACCUAUCUUACCAUUUCUUCUCGAGAUACUAGAUUCUUACGACUUUAACAAAAGACAUAAGACAGUUUCAACGAAACCUGUAUCUCUUAUUUGCAUUUUGAGGGUAUCAAAAUCACAAUUGGUAGAAAAUGGCUUCAAAGAUAGUAUUAUUGAAAUUAUUUACCAACUUGUAUUGGAACACGCAGCAUGUGAAAGUCAUAGAAUAUAUUUCCCCGAUUUGUAUCUAUCUUGUAUAAUACAGUUAAAAGAAUUUCUGGAGAAAUGUCACGUGGCAGCUUAUUGCAAGAAGAUGAAACAGCUUUUAACUGUGAUUGAAGAAAAUAAAAGAUACAUCGAGACUGAACGUACUAAAGCAACAGUAGAUCUAAAAAAUAUGGCAGAAAUAGUAAAUUGGGAAAACAGAAUAAAAACGGAUGGCACUGCAAUAGCUAAAUACUACGUCUCUUGUAUUAAACUUUGCGAAUUCCAGAAGUCUAAAUUUCUUACGAAGAAUACAGAAAACUCCAAUGUAUUUAUUGAGAAAAUUUAACAAAGCAUGAAUUAGAUGAGCAGAAUACAGAAAAUGAAGAAGAAAACAAAUUUAAGUUUCGGAUGAAGGAAAAGGAAACUUAAAAAAGACAAAAAACGAGAAGAUAAAAAGAAAAAUGAAAUGAAUAAAAACAGAAAGAAUAAUCAACAAUGAGAAGAAAAACAUUGUUCAAGAUAUAAUGAUGAUUAGAAUUAAAAAUACAAGGACAAGAUUAUUGUGAUAUAUAUAAUUAAUAAUGAUAUACACACGAGAUAAUUUUGUAUGAAUAAAGUACAAAAAUAUGUAAGAUGCAAAACAUUUAUUUAAGACUUUGAUUUCAAAUUAGAUCAAUUCUGUACAUACACAAUAGCUAUAAUUAUAUUCUCAGACUGUUAUAAAUUUACAAUCAAUUUUCUUUUAAUAUACACGCAUAUCACCGACAAGUACAUAAUAGACGUAAUGAUGAUAAACUAUGAAGGAUUUUUAAGUUAAUUUAACGAUCUGGUUUUUUUUUAUAGCAUUUUAUAGCAUUAUAUCUUCGUUUUUGUCUAAACACAAUAAACAUAAUAGCAUUUUUAUAAAAAUAUAUCUUUAAUCACAAAAA